Molecule: messenger RNA, 761 nt
Organism: Vitis riparia (riverbank grape)
Lineage: Eukaryota; Viridiplantae; Streptophyta; Magnoliopsida; Vitales; Vitaceae
Product: auxin-responsive protein SAUR72-like
Exons: 1
Coding region: 156-689 (177 amino acids)
Biological process (GO): response to auxin
Source: RefSeq, a predicted model, not a curated record
AUAAAAAAAUCAGAAUCCAAAGCACCCCACAACUUUAAAAUCUCUGCUCCCUCACCCCAUUUGGGAUUCACACACCCACACCCACAGAGCCAGAAGACAAAGAAAUAUUUUUUUCUUUUUAGUUUAGUUUACUUGGUGAUCAGAAGCCCUACUUCAUGGAUUCAAAGAAGUCUAACAAGAUCAGUGAGAUUGUUAGGCUUCAGCAGAUCCUCAAGAAGUGGAAAAAGCUUGCAAAUGCACCAAAAAACAGCAACAAAAAUGGCAGCCACGGCUCUACUUCCUCCUCCUCCAACAAUGGCAGCAAGAGCAUCAAGUUCCUCAAGAAGACUCUCUCCUUCACAGACACUAGUUCAAUGCUUUCUACCGAGGUCGUCCCAAAAGGGUUUCUGGCCGUGUGCGUGGGGAAGGAGCUGAAGAGGUUCAUCAUCCCAACCGAGUACCUGGGUCACCAAGCAUUUGGGGUUCUGCUGAGGGAAGCCGAAGAAGAAUUCGGGUUUCAGCAGGAGGGUGUGCUCAAGAUCCCAUGUGAAGUGGCUGUGUUUGAGAGGAUCUUGAAGGUGGUGGAAGAGAAGAGAGACGUGUUCUUCCUGCAUGAGUUUGGAUUGAAUGCAGAGAAGGAGAUGAUUGGUUGUUGCUCAUCCUCAGAUUGUGAGCUCACACCUUCUCACCAUCCUCAAAUGUGUAGGUGAUCAGAAGAUGAGAAGAUCAGAUCAGAUCAGAUUUCACAUAUAAUAUUUUCAUAUAUAUAUCUUUUUUUUUUC